AUGUCUUAAGACCGGUAUUUUGAUAUAAAACCAAUGAAUUAUUCAGCUUUGGCAUGUUGUCUGUGCUUAGUAUGUACUUUCUAUUUAUCUUUACAGAUACAAUAUUGUAAUAUUUGGUGGUAUCAAUGGCUUUUCAAGGAAGAUUAUGUAUCUCGAUGCCGCUGCAAACAACAGGGCUUCUACAGCAUAUGCAUUCUUCUUAGAUGGUGUGAGGAAGUUCGGAUGGCCUUACAAAGUGAGAUCAGAUCAGGGCGUGGAGAACGUGGACAUUGCUCAGGCGAUGUUUACUGUACGAGGAACCGGGUGUCGAAGCUUUAUAUCUGGCAAAAGUGUCCACAAUCAGAGAAUAGAACGCCUGUGGCGUGAUGUGUGGUUAGCCGUCACGCAACUGUACUAUGGUGUUCUUCACGAUCUGGAAGAAGAUGGCCUUCUUGACAUCACCAACAGCUUGCACCUCUACUGUGUUCACUACACAUUUCUGCCACGACUGAAAGAUGAUCUGUCCAGGUUUACACACGGCUGGGAUAACCAUCCAAUCCGAACUGAACAAAACAUGACACCAAAUCAGCUGUGGCACCUUGGCCUCAUGCAGAAUCCAGUCAGAGAACCAGAAAUGUCAGAGGGAAUUCAGAUUGAUGCCAUUGACUGGGAAGAUUCCGGAUUGACUGUACAAGAACCAAACCAAGGCAUCGUCCUGCCAGACUUAGACUGUCCACUGGAUCCUGAGAGCUUUGAGCUGCUUAGGUUAGCUGUACAACCAACUGCCUCAUCGGAUAGCUUUGGCCGUGAUAUCUAUCUGAUGUGUAUACGUCACGCUUCUUAUCUGUUGGAGACCCGUUAGGUCUAGAAUUAAGGCAUCCCAAUCCUGCUUCUGGACCUAUAGCACUGCACAUUUCAACUUUCAACCAGAAAACUGAUGUACAGGGUCCGGCAUAUUUACGGGCUUGUGAAUGAGCUCUUUCUGCUGAACUUUUUUUUUUUUUUUUUUUUUUUUAAAGGACCAUGCUGCUUUGUCACCAUUUCUGAUGAAUGGAAAUUUAAGAAUCUCAUGUUAAUUUCUUUGUAAACAAAAAAAAUUCAUGUCCUACAUUGUCCACAGUGAAGUAAAAUAAAUAUUACUUUUGUUCUCUCUAUGUGGCAGCUUGGUAUG
This is a messenger RNA of Trichomycterus rosablanca, 1150 nucleotides long. RefSeq lists its product as uncharacterized. Bases 146 to 841 code for a protein of 231 amino acids. NCBI's taxonomy places the organism in Eukaryota, Metazoa, Chordata, Actinopteri, Siluriformes, Trichomycteridae. The transcript has 6 exons. The record is from RefSeq and is a predicted model, not a curated record.